This is a messenger RNA of Peronospora belbahrii, 3108 nucleotides long. The record is from the annotation of a GenBank genome assembly. Lineage: Eukaryota; Oomycota; Peronosporomycetes; Peronosporales; Peronosporaceae.
AUGCUGUUGGAAAAGCCCGAAGACGUAAAACAUGAAAAUUCCUCCGGAACUGUAUGUGCCAUUUAUGGGGUCGAUGCUCAUCCAAAGCUCCAAUUAUUUGCAACUGCUGGAGGAGACAAUAGCGUCAAGAUUUGGUCCUUAGAAAUACAAAAGAAGACGGAGGAAGGAAUUGCUUCCUUUGAGUUAUUAGUGACUCUAUCAAAUCAUCAACAGGCUGUCAAUUGCGUCCGAUGGGCAGGUCAUGGGCGUUAUUUAGCCUCAGGUUCAGAUGAUCAAUUGAUUUUACUGUACGAAUUACAGACGGGAACGCUAGCUCCGGUUCCAUUUGGCUCGAAUGCACGACCUAAUAAACAGAAUUGGGUUCAUUGUGCUACACUUGAGCGACAUACAAUGGAUGUUGCGGACAUUGCGUGGUCACCGGAUGAUCGGAUGUUAGCAACUUGUAGCAUUGAUAAUACUAUUUUGAUCUGGAAUGUGAGUGUGGGAGGAAUUAGUGAAGUCAUGACACAGCCACUACAAACGCUUACAGGACAUAAUGGCUGGGUUAAAGGUGUUGCAUGGGAUCCCGUUGGCAAGUAUCUGUCGAGUGCUGGCGAAGACAAGACUGUCCGAAUGUGGAAAGUCGCUGAUUGGCAGGAGUCUGAUGUUGUGAAAGAGCCCUUUGAAGGAUGUGCGUCCACAUCGCACUUCCGUCGAUUGUCAUGGUCUCCUGACGGUUCAGUUCUCUGUGCUACACACGCUUUUAGCUCCAAGAAAAAUAUCGCGGCACUAUUGAACCGCGGAUCCUGGACAAACGAUCUUAAAUUUGUCGGCCACCAGGGUGUCGUAACUAGUGCUCGAUUCAAUCCUAAACUGCUUGUGACUACAGCAGACCCCGACAAGGAAUUUGCAUGCUGUGCUGUGGGUGGUGAAGAUGCGACUGUAAGCAUCUGGCUAGCUCACUUAGCACGCCCACUGGCUGUUAUUAAGGAUUGUUUUGACUCAUCCGUAACGGACUUAUCGUGGUCGAGUUCCCAGUCGCUGCUUCUCGCCUGCUCGCUUGAUGGCACGGUGUGCUGCUUCCAGUUUGAUGCAGAUGAGAUUGGCACUCCUAUAUCGGAUGCUCAGCAAAGCAAACUCCUUCAAGCAAAGUAUGGAUCUCGAGCCGGUAUUACGCUCGCAUCGACAUUGGUUGAAGGUCCAAUUCAGCUUCAGCUCGAAGAAAAGUCGACAACUUUACCACGAUUAGCUGUCAGUCAGCCUUUUGGCGGUAACGCUGCUACCGUAGCAAACCACACAACCAACACUCUUAUCCCAAAGAGGAAAAGGGCAGACAGCCAGGCAACCAUCACACCGCAAAGCAAACCACCCAGUGGAGCGAGCAACGGAGACAAAAAGCGGAUUGCUCCAGUGCUACUUCCGACGAACGUCCAUCACUCAGCCAAUAAUCCAGCAUCAUCGCAGAAUAGUAUCCGCAACAUCUUGGGUCCGACAGUCGUUUCACCCAGCAGUGUGACGGCACCGGACGUCACACUGCUGGACACUCGCAUGACCACAACGAGUAAGAAGGAGGUUAGUGCUGUUCGUGAGACCAACAUAUCUCCUAUACUUGAGUCAAGCACUGCGCUGAGUCAUAGCGAGACGAUUGGGUUGACCCUCAAUGAGAAACCUGUUGGCUUGACGACAAAUGACGCACCGCCUAAACCGAUGAAGGUAGAAGAGAAGAAAAACGGAGUUGAUGGUACUUCAUUGAAGAGAAAACGAGAAAGUGAGCGGCCUAUAACUCAAGCCACCGCCGUACUAGCAAAUUCAAGAGAAGUUGUUGCUCGAGCAUCAAAACUACUGAACGAAAGGAUUAGUGCUGGCAUGACCAAGGGAGUUCAGUUGUUACCUGAAUUUCCAGUUCGGCUGCUGUUCUCAGUGGAAAUAGACAUGAAGACACAAUCCAGCACUUUAGACUCAAUAUUGAAUGACAACACAAGAAGCAGGUUGGUGUCAUCUAAAGUAGUGAUAGAAGUUGUUGUUCACAAUUUGAAAAAACUUCAGUCAGAGGAAAUCAUAGAGUUAGGUUCACUGUAUUCAACGAUAAAGUGUUCUGAGGGAAGCGAGUUGAAGUGGAUUGAUCGUGUCCCUGGCCGAGCCGUUUGCGUAGUUGGAAACGCUAGGUAUUGUGCAGUUGGUGUACACAACGGCGACCUAUUUAUUCUUAGUAGCAAUGGACGGCGUUUGUUUCCAUGUAUCGCCUUGGGCAGUGCUAUAUCAGUGAUGGAGUGCAGUAAGAGCGAGUCACCUUAUUUGCUGGUGAUAUUGGGGACAGGCGAUUUGAAAGUUUGGGAUUUUGCUCAACGCAAGCUCAUACUCUCAAGCUCUAUUGAGGCAAUUACAACUAUUACACCAGAAGAAGAUCGGAAGCUAACUCUUCUUCGGUGCCAAGUUACGAAGAAGGGGAUGCCGCUUAUAACUUUUGCCGAGUCAAACUCCGAAACGAAAGGCAAUUCUAGUCUGCUGUCGUACACAUUCGACUCAGCUAUGUCCUCCUGGAUGCGCGUGGCGGACGACAGCUUUGUGUACUCGGAUUUUGCAUCCGCGCUUUCAACAGAUGCAGUGACAGUCAAGAGCGUUCCUAUUGGUCCAUUGCGGCAGCUCCAAAAUGCCUCUGGCUACGGUCGAUCUCAGAGAGGCAUUGCUUCAGCUAUGCUGUCUGGAAUGUCAGAUCCACUGAUGCAGCGCAAUUUGACGCGCUCGCAUCUUGAGCACCAGGCUGCCGCUGCAAUUGUGCUGAAAAGCUCGACUGAAUAUUGUUAUUGGAUACAGACGUACGCGAGGUUUCUGACAAACGAUGAAGACGUAACACGCCUGGAUGAACUCUGUGCUGAGAUGAUGGGCCCCUUCCAUGCAUCGUCAACUAGAAGCUCAGUCAGUGACAAGAAGUCUGCUCGACGUGGAAACGAGAGUAAUGAAUGGGAUCCGAUGGUUCUGGACCUUGUGAAACGUGACGUCUUGAAGAUCCACAUCUUGCCAACGAUUGCAAUGAACCGUGCAUUGCAGCGCAUUGUGACAAAGUACCAGUUGAUGCUGAGCGAGAUUGACUCACGCGAGAAGGACGAUGAAGACGACAAUGACUCGUAG